Messenger RNA from Anoplophora glabripennis (Asian longhorned beetle), 1796 nucleotides. RefSeq names its product monoacylglycerol lipase ABHD12-like. Gene Ontology annotation, molecular function: monoacylglycerol lipase activity; phosphatidylcholine lysophospholipase A1 activity. The transcript is spliced from 8 exons. Gene Ontology annotation, biological process: monoacylglycerol catabolic process; phosphatidylserine catabolic process. The coding region runs from base 674 to 1735 and encodes 353 amino acids. The record is from RefSeq and is a predicted model, not a curated record. NCBI's taxonomy places the organism in Eukaryota, Metazoa, Arthropoda, Insecta, Coleoptera, Cerambycidae. Gene Ontology annotation, cellular component: endoplasmic reticulum membrane.
ACCCUGUAUAUAUUAUCAGACUUGGCGUUGUUAUUAAAAUAGGAAAGGUCAGUGCACUCCACACUGAUCUUCCAACUAAAUUCUUUGUUAACCCUGCUUUCUAUUCUCAAUUUUGGAAUGACUUGUCUUAUCCGGUCGCCUGAGAUUUAUUCACGGGUUGACAAAAGAAAUAAUUUCAAACACCUUUCAAACGCACAAACAAAUAAAGGUCAGUUACUUGUUAUAUAAUCCAAUAAACUACAUGUGCAAUUGUAAUUAUUUUAACUUUCCAAUUUAUAACGACACCAAAGGAGUUGGUCUCUGUCAUUCGAGUGAAACUGUGUUAAAAUUUACUGUCGGUCUCGAUUUCGAUGGCAAAAAUUUGACAUAAAUUUGGAUGAUUCGUCGAAUUGAGAUUUUUUCCUGAGAGUAUUAGAAACUGGAUGUGUACCAAUGACGAUAAUGUGCUGGCAAACAAAAGAUUAUAAAUAAAUGUAAAGUAUUCAGCUCGCACGCGACUGGCAGCAACCUGCGAGCGUAUAGAACUGCAAACACCUGGUGGGCGGGAAUUUUAAAAGUAGUGAAACUUUUGAGGAAGCAAUAGAUUAAUACUGGACAGUUUGUCCGUGUUAUUAUUGUUGAAGUUAUGUAACAAUCAGCGCAAUAGAUAGUUGUUGACAUAAAACUAAAUACAAUGCAGAAACUGCCAAUGCGAAACAAAUCGAGGAGUUGUUGUGCAAAAUGUUUUCUAGGCACCGUUUUGUACAUCUUUAUUUUAUUGCUGCUCCUCUUCCUAAUAAUCUUCGUGGUAGUGCCUGUAGUUUUUAAGUACAGCACCGGGAUUCAACAGAAUCUCAUAUUCCCUACAUGGAUCAUCCAGGCGGAGAAUUACACUAACGUAGAGGCGUUCGGUAUAAAGGGAGUUAAAAAUUUCUAUUUAAACUUAGAGAACGAGGACAAUGUGACGCUAGGCAUCUGGCACAUCCUGCCGUUCGAAAUACUCAGCGACGUUAUAGACAAUAACGAUUACAACUAUGACGGAAUUUUGGAAAAUGCAAACUACAAUAUCCUGCUGUACCUCCACGGGAACGGGGGCGACAGAACCUCCAGCUUGGAGCUGUACGAGAUCCUACGGAGGUACUUUCAGAUAUUCGCGGUGGAUUAUCGAGGGUACGCCGACUCUUCCAAAGCCAAAAUGGGCGAAUCCGGCAUCGUCGCGGACAUCGUACAGCUUUACAAAUGGCUGAGGACGAAAAGUAAAUCAAAGAUUUUCUUCUGGGGCCAUUCCUUGGGCACGGGGGUGGCGUCACAUGCGAUCGCAAACUUGAAACGGGAUAAUAUCAGUUCCCACGGUGUGGUUCUGGAAGCGCCGUUCACUUCCGUCACCGACGUCAUGAAAACUCAUCCUGUUGUUAAGGUAUUCUCCUUUCUGCCCUGGUUUUCGAUAACCAUAAUAGACCCGAUAAUUGGAAACGAUUUAAACUUCAACGUAAAGGCUUACAUUUUGGACGUGGACUGCCCCGUAAUGAUUUUGCACGCUAAGGACGACGACAUAAUCUCUUAUAAUUUUGCGACAGAAGUCUAUAACACUGCCGUGAACAGCAGGAAUUACACGUAUCAAGGGAACGUCACGUACCACCUUUUCGACGUUCUGAAUUACGGUCAUAUGUACCUUUAUAAAGCUCCGGAACUAUCCAGCUACGUUGGCGAUUUCAUCGCGGAAUGUGAUAAUUUUGAAAGACAAAUCCACAACUAAUAUUUAUUAUUGGAAUGGAGUGUAUACCUAAUUAUUUUGUAAUAGAUUUUGCACUGAAAUA